Echinops telfairi (small Madagascar hedgehog) is the source of this 1646-nucleotide messenger RNA. RefSeq names its product tumor associated calcium signal transducer 2 (gene TACSTD2). Gene Ontology annotation, cellular component: nucleus; membrane. The transcript has a single exon. The record is from RefSeq and is a predicted model, not a curated record. Gene Ontology annotation, biological process: positive regulation of stem cell differentiation. Bases 1 to 957 code for a protein of 318 amino acids. Lineage: Eukaryota; Metazoa; Chordata; Mammalia; Afrosoricida; Tenrecidae.
AUGGCCCGGGGUCCGGUGCUCGCCUUGCCGCUGCUGCUGCUGCUGCUGGCGGCCGUGACCGGCCGGGCGGCCGCGCGGGACGACUGCACUUGCGCCACUAACAAGAUGACCACGUGCAGCUGGGACAGCCAGGGCGGCCGCUGCCGGUGCAAGGCGAUCGGCUCGAACCACGAGGUCAACUGCUCGACGCUGACCUCCAAGUGCCUGCUCCUCAAGGCGCGCACGGUGCGCUCCAAGAGCGGCCGCGGGCUGGUGCGCCCCAGCGAGCACGCGAUCGUGGACAACGACGGCCUGUACGACCCCGACUGCGACCUAGACGGCCGCUUCAAGGCGCGCCAGUGCAACCAGACGUCGGUGUGCUGGUGCGUGAAUUCGGUGGGCGUGCGCCGCACGGACAAGGGCGACGAGACCCUGCACUGCGAGGAGCUGGUGCGCACCCACCACAUCCUGAUCGAACUGCGCCACCGCCCGCCCGCCCGCGCCUUCAACCACAGCGACCUGGACGCCGAGCUGCGGCGGCUCUUCCGCGAGCGCUACCUGCUGCGCCCGCGGUUCGUGGCGGACGUGCACUACGACGAUCCCACCAUCCAGAUCGAGCUGCGGCAAAACGCGUCGCAGAAGGCCCCCGGCGACGUGGACAUCGCCGACGCCGCCUACUACUUCGAGAGGGACGUCAAAGGCGAGUCGGUGUUCUCCAAGCCCGGUGGCUUCGACGUGCGCGUGCGCGGCGAGCCCCUGCAGGUGGACCAGACGCUCAUCUACUACCUGGACGAGAAGCCCCCGCAGUUCUCCAUGAAGCGCCUCACGGCCGGCCUCAUUGCCGUCAUCGCCGUCAUCGCCGUGGCCCUUGUCGCUGGCGUGGUCAUCUUGGUAAUCACCAACCGGAGGAAGUCGGGAAAGUACAAGAAGGUGGAGAUCAAGGAGAUGGGGGAGUUGAAUAAGGAACCAAACUUGUAGGUACCUGGUGGGGCAAGGGGUGAGGCGGGGUGCCCGGUUUCAGGAUCCUCCCAGGUCAAAGUGACUCACAAGUUUUGGUUCUUGGCCCACUGCUCCUCCUCAGUCUCCUCCCCUCCGCACCACCGAGUUCAAUAAAUCCUGGCCCCCAGGGUUGCUUCUGGAAGGAAAGGGUUCUACAAUUCCUUCCCUUUGGGUCCAACGCGAAACCUGGCUCUGAGCGUUGAAGAAAAGGACGGUGUGGGUUAUGCAUGACUCAAGUGGGUGACGGCCCAACCUUCAUCGGAGAGUCACGGAAUCCGUGUCUAACGUUGUACCGGGCUUAGAUGGGAAGCAGCGCUUGUAGUCUCGGGUUUAAGGUAUUUGAUUAGCUUCACUUGGCUCUUGGCGUUCUCCAUGGGAAGAGCAGUUUGUUAAUUGGGCCUCGGUAGUAGCCUCAUUUCCCAACGUUUGUCUUGGGCACCACACAUACACGCGUCACGGGGUAAGAAGCCUGUUUCAGCUGUCUGAACCCCCCACCCUCGAUGUCUGUGUCUGAGAGCAGACUGGCCCAGAAGUCCAGCACCUGCUCUUCAGCACACCCUUAGGAGAGCUGAUAUUACCAAUGUGUCCUUUUGUAAAAUGUUUGUACAUAUGUUGUCUUUGAUAAUGUUGUGAUUUUUUUUAAAAGCAGAAAUUUAAUAAAAUAUGGA